Messenger RNA from Penicillium cosmopolitanum, 381 nucleotides. RefSeq lists its product as uncharacterized. The transcript has 2 exons. The record is from RefSeq and is a predicted model, not a curated record. Lineage: Eukaryota; Fungi; Ascomycota; Eurotiomycetes; Eurotiales; Aspergillaceae. Bases 1 to 381 code for a protein of 126 amino acids.
AUGGGGAACAUUUGCUCGCGUGCUUCCAACGACCCCGAAGCCUUCUCCAGUCCCGGCCGCGUCGUCGGAACAAAUCCCUCCAAUCAAUCUGCCGCCCCACGAGCCUCCGUCCCCGCAAAGGCCAAUUGGAAGAAUAGCCCAGGUCGAACAUUAGGCGACAGCGCCGGAGCCCAAGGCGAUAGUGAUGAAGCCCGAUCCAAUGCCGCAAUUGCUGCCCAGAAACGGGCCGAGACCGCAUCUUCAGGUAACAAGGGCAAAUUAGGGUCGAAACUGGCGGCGCAAAAGGCCAAGACCCAGACUCAAACCCUCAACGAGGCUAGUGAAACAGAACGUGCGACCCGCGCCCAGGACGAUCAAAGGGAGGUGGCGGCUUAUCAAUAG